This is a messenger RNA of Parascedosporium putredinis, 1305 nucleotides long. Lineage: Eukaryota; Fungi; Ascomycota; Sordariomycetes; Microascales; Microascaceae. The record is from the annotation of a GenBank genome assembly.
AUGGCAAACAAGGAGUCUUGUCCUCGCCAAAACGAACCGACUAGAAAUAUGGCGUGUCGAGGAGGAUGGAAUGACGCUCCUGCACUCCAAAAUCAUUUUCGGCACCGUAUCGGUUCUCCAGCGACUCCGACCCAAAACUCGGAGUCCGACUUACUUUUCAUCGGCACGGAUAAUCAGGAGUACUUCACCCUCGCCUGGAAUGCCUCGAGGCAAUUGCUCGAAAAUGUUCAGGAAUUGCAUGACCAAUCCGAACCCCACAUGCGCGAAGCCGAAUGCCAGUUCAAGUGCGUCGUCGAUCCAUCUGGAAGAUUCAUGGCACUCCAUAUCUGGGAAGGCGUCCUCAACAUCAGCCGGCUGAUAGACCGUGGCGAUUCCAAACAUUUUAUCAAGUUUCUAGAGCAGGUCCGGCUCACGGAACUGUUCAUAAAAUCAAGCACUUUUCUUUACAGCCAGACGGGCCCGAGGAUUGCAUUCUUAUACCAAACCAGAAUUGACGAAGAAGAUGCCAAGCUGGCCAUCUACCGCCUCACGGGCGAUGAUCGCCAUGCUACUGCUGCCAAGUUUGAGCCCAAGGAACGCCAGCUAGACCUCGCGAUCCCCGACAGCUUAUCGCGGAUUCUAAUACCUGUCCCCAUUGUAGAGGAUGAAAACAGGAGACAUCUUGCUCGAAAUGCCUCUUCUGCCAGGCGCACUCUUCCGCACCUUGGUGGUGUUCUAGUUGUUGGUGAGACGAGUGUUGUCUACGUGGAUUCACAAGAUUUCAGUACCGUCGAAUUCUCUUUACCGGAGGGCAAUAUCUUCAUCACCUGGGAGGCAUAUGAUGUUACAAGGUACUUCCUCGCUGAUGAUUUUGGAAGGUUGCACCUCUUGUCCCUUGUGGUCGAUGGCACGGCUGUGACCGGGAUCACGGUUACAGCCCUGGGUCCUGCCACAACAUCACGGGCAUCCACGCUAGUUUAUCUAGAGGACGGACUGCUGUUUGUAGGCUCGCACUAUGGAAACUCUCAGCUUAUCCGCGUUGAUGUAGACUCUUUGAAAGCAGAGCUGGCCCCUUGUCCCCCAUCAUUUUCGAAUAACGCGCCCAUUCUAGAUUUUGUCGUCAUGGACAUGGGGAACCGCGAGGGCGCCAGUUCGGGCGGUAACACAUUCUCAUCUGGCCAAGCAAGGCUUGUCGCCGGGUGCGGAGUUUUUGAGUCCGGCAGCCUACGCAGCAUUCGGAGUGGAGUCGGCCUCGAAGAUCUGGGAGUGCUUGACGAAUUUACCAAUGUCAAAGGCCUUUUUCUUUGGGCCCCGGAGACGGGUUAA